UGCGCGUUCGCGAGACGGAGUCCCGGGCGCGCACUCGCGAAUCAGGAAAUAUGGCGGCGCUCACGCCACUCAGUCAGUUAUCAAGUGGAAACCCUACAUAUGAGAGCUUUUACCGGCAGGUGGAUCCGGGAAACACCGGGAAGGUGGGCGCUGCAGAGGCCGCUCAGUUCUUGAAAAAGUCCGGGCUUUCGGACAGCACGCUGGGUCAGAUCUGGGAUCUCUCAGACCCAGAGAGAAAAGGUUACUUGGAUAAAAAGGGUUUCUUCACUGCUCUGAGGCUGGUGGCUUCUGCACAAGGAGGAAGUGAUGUCAGCCUGAACAGUCUAAGCCAGAACGUCUCUGCACCCAUUCCUAAGUUUAGAGACGCCGGAAGCCCAUCCCCGAACGUCACAACCUCUGCCGCUGACUCCAGCUGGACAAUAAAGAUAGAAGAUAAAGCCAAGUAUGAUGGGAUAUUUGAGAGUCUGUCUCCAGUUGGUGGGCUGCUGUCGGGUGAUAAAGUAAAACCAGUCCUAAUGAACUCAAACCUGCCUCUCGAUGUGCUCGGAAAGAUUUGGGAUCUCAGUGACAUUGACAAAGAUGGGCUCUUGGAUAAAGAAGAGUUUUCAGUGGCGAUGCACUUGGUUUAUGCGGCCAGAGAGAAGGAGCCUGUGCCGUCCUCCCUCCCCGCCGCUCUCAUCCCCCCGGCCAAGCGGAAGAAGAUCGCAGGCGCCCUUCCGGGAUCGGUUCCCGUUCUUCCCUCGAGUCCGUUCCUGCUCAAGGAGAACCUGCGGCCCACGGCGGCGCUCUCCAAGAGUCCCCUGGGCAGCGGCAGCAACCUGUCUCCAACGAGCUCGUUCAAGCGCUCCACCCCGACUCCGCCGCAGCCUCAGACACACACGCAGCAGGCGUCCUCUGAUCACUGGGUGGUGCCGACGGAAGACAGAGAGCAGUACGAGGAGAUCUUCGACCUGGCAGACUCGGAUUUUGACGGGAUGGUCGGAGGAGGCGAAGUGAAGGACAUCUUCAUGAACUCCCGGCUGCCUCAGAGCGUGCUGGCACACAUAUGGUCGCUGGCGGACACUCAGCGCGCGGGCAAACUCACCAAAGAGCAGUUCUGUCUGGCCAUGCACCUGAUUCAGGAGCGAGUGAAAGGAGUGGAUCCUCCUCAGAGUCUGACCCCCGAGAUGAUCCCGCCGUCGGAGAGAGGAGCCGCCGGCCCUCCGAUUGUCUCGGGAUUCACAGCAUCAGCCGCGUCUGAGUUGACUCCGUUGACCAGUCUGAGCAGGGACAGCAGCAGUUCUGUUGGAUUGGUUGAGCUGACGGGAAUCAAGGACCUCGAUGACAUCAACCAGGAAAUCUCCCAGCUGCAGAGUGAGAAACGCAUAUUGGAGACAGAUAUCAGACAGAAAGAGGAAGCCCUGCGACAGAGGAACAGCGAAGUGCAGGAGGCGCAGAGAGACGUGGAGCGGGAAAACGUGGGCCUUCAGGAUCUGGAGCACCAGAAACGGGACGCUCAGGAGAGACUCGGGGAGAUGGAGCAGCAGAGAGCCAAGCUGGAGAGCACUCUGGACGAGACCAAGAACAAGUGGCAGGAGGAGAACGCUAAAAUCACAUCGCUGCAGACUCAGAUCCUGUCUCAGGAGUCAGACGUGCAGACGCAGGAGAAGGAGAUGAGCCGAACCAAGACGGACCUGUACUGUCUGGAACAAGAGGAGCAGCGCUUGGAGGAGAGUCUGCGCGCUGGGAAGGCCAAGCUGGACAGCAUCCUCAAACUGCUGAAGACAUCGCAGGACGAGAUGGACCAGACGCGCAGCGAGCUCAGCGAGAUACACGAGGUUCAGCGGGAGCUCAACAAGACCAUCGAGCGCUACAGCAAGGCUCUGAGCGACAGCUCCAUCAGCCUGACCCAGCUGGACCAGCUCAUCUCUGAGGAGAGCUCCACGGCCGACGUCAAGGAGGACUCGCUGGUUAAGUCCAGGAUGGCCAUGUUUAACAGUAACGCCUCUCAAGGCCUGAACGCAGACCCCUUCCAGAGUGAAGACCCCUUCAAGAGUGACCCCUUCAGUAAAGCUGAUCCGUUUGGAGGAGAUCCGUUCCAGCAGAAAGACCCGUUCGCUAACUCCGAUCCCUUCGGUGAAAGCUCCUCCAGUCAGUUCAAGGCCAGUCCCUUCAGCAGAAGAAUCAGCCAGACAUCGAUGAGCCCCAAACCUAAAGACUCAGUAACAGACCCGUUCGCUGCAUCGGAUCCAUUCGGUAGCGACUCUUUUGGAGGGAAAGGUGGCUUCGCUGAUUUCUCUCAAAUGUCAAAGAGCUCAGAGGCUCCGAGCCGAAAGCCCACGUACCCGCUGCCUCCUCCCAAAAAACCCGGACCGCAGAGACCAGCGCCGCCUCCUUACGGGAAGAAUAGCGGUUCAGGGGUUCAUAGUCAAGGGUUCGGUGCUCCAGCCGUUCGAAAGACACCCGUCUCCUCGUCCUCAACGUUACGGUCUGCGGUUAACCCGUCCUCAACGUUUACAGACUUUAAGGCUCUCGGAAGUGAGACGCAGCAGCUGGAGUGGGCGAAGCGUGAGAGUCAGCGGGAGGAGGCGGAGCGGAUGAGGAGGCUCCGCCUCCAGGAGCAGCAGGACCUGGAGCUGGCUCUGGCUCUCAGUCGAGCCGACAUGCCCAGGACGUGAAGCUGAAACGCCCCCCAGUCGCUCCAUCUCUCAGCGAAGCACAACGAAACCAAAGGUCAAAGUCACGCUUUGAAUACAUUACAUACAGCUUCACCAAAGGGGUCUUAUUAAUGCACAGACGUCUCAUCAACACAAUCUGUUUCGCAAAGCCAGAAGUGCUUUAUAGUUGGACUGACUGUGAUCUCGACUAAAUGCGUGUUAUUCUCCUUAUUUAUGAUCAUCUGUCUGUAGUCACACAUAAACCUGCAUAAGUGAAGAACAA
This is a messenger RNA of Puntigrus tetrazona (Sumatra barb), 2919 nucleotides long. It is a transcript of the gene eps15l1b, whose product is annotated as epidermal growth factor receptor pathway substrate 15-like 1b. Gene Ontology annotation, cellular component: cytoplasm; clathrin coat of coated pit; plasma membrane. The transcript has 24 exons. The record is from RefSeq and is a predicted model, not a curated record. Lineage: Eukaryota; Metazoa; Chordata; Actinopteri; Cypriniformes; Cyprinidae. Gene Ontology annotation, molecular function: calcium ion binding; cadherin binding. The coding region runs from base 51 to 2657 and encodes 868 amino acids. Gene Ontology annotation, biological process: endosomal transport; endocytosis.